This is a messenger RNA of Trametes versicolor FP-101664 SS1, 1464 nucleotides long. RefSeq lists its product as uncharacterized. Lineage: Eukaryota; Fungi; Basidiomycota; Agaricomycetes; Polyporales; Polyporaceae. The transcript has 2 exons. Bases 1 to 1464 code for a protein of 487 amino acids. The record is from RefSeq and is a predicted model, not a curated record.
AUGGCCUACAUGCACUUCUCCUGGUCCGACUCUUUCCAAGCCGCCUUCUCCUCUUGCUUGCCUUGCCUCAAGAUCGACGCCCCUUCUGACACCGAGGACAACGGUGAGGCUCACGGGCGCGGCGGCGCCCACCGCCAUGCGCUCCUCGCGAGCGGCAUCAUCCCCCCCUCUCGCGCCCGCCCAGACGAGCUCGAGGGCCUGCUCGCGGACGCCUCUGACGACGCCGAGACGCUCUCACUGCAUUCGAACAUUGGCGACCGCCGGCGCAAGGGCAAGGGCAGCCGGAAGAAAUGGCGCCGCGGCGCGCCCAAGCAAAUUCGGGUCUUCGGCUAUGACCUGUUCGGGCGCCCGCCCGCGAUUCAGCUGCCCGAGUCGGACAACGAGGACGGGGGCGAGGGGCGCAGCGAGCGUUCGAGGACGAUCUCGACGGAUACGCUUGACUCGGACGCGGCGCCGCUCGAUGUGGCGGCCAUUGAGGAGAUGAGUGCGGCGAGACAUACGGAGGCGGUGGCGCGCGAGGAAGAGGAGAGAAGGGCGAAGGAGGAGAGGAGGCGGAGGAGGAGGGAGAAGCGGGAGCUCAAGCGGGCGGCGAUGGCGCGAGCAUUGGAGCAGCAGACUAACGGGGACGAGGAGUUCGAAGGCUUUCAGGGAAGCGGCCCAGUAUACGGUAUCGACGGGCCCUUCUCCCCCAGCCUUGGCUCAGGGUCAGGCUCGAUGUCCGUCUCGGAUUCGCAAGACUUCGGCCCCUUCGCUCAAGGCCAGCUCUCACAGCCCUUCGACGCCGACGCCGCCCUUGAGGAAGAGGCCGAAGCCGAAGGUGACGGGGCCGACUUCGGUGCGGAGUCAUACACGCGCCGUCCACGACGGAGCACAAUCACCGGCGGGCGCAGUGGCACUAGCGAGACACGCUCAACCUCGACCGGGACGGGCUCCAACUCGCAGCAGUACCAGUACGCGGGCGUCGCGCCAUAUAACCACCAGUUCAUCGCGCAGCAGCCGAUCCCGCAUUCCCCGCUCUCACCUGCGUCGGAAGUCGCACCGCCUUCGCCCUUGUCAAGCACGAACGGCGCGCGGAAGCACCGGCGCAAGUCUACGCGGCCGAAGUCGCACUCCGUUUCUGUCUCUAACUCAGGCUCGUCUGCGUCUGCGACGGCCUCACAGACAGCCUCGCUCGUCUCCCCUGGCGGUUCUGAGCCUCCCGCUGCCGCGGGCCCGCGCGUGUUCACUCCCGGCCAUGCACCUCGUCUGUCUCUAGCGCCCGUGCCACGGGGCGCGGAGGACGAGUUUGAGGGCAUUCCAGGCGACUUCGGCGUCCAGGAGCUGCAGAUGGACGCAGGUGCGGUCGAGCAAAAGGGCGACGGCGGGCAUGUGCCCGUGGCAUCAUUCCCAAGCGUGGGCCUGCGCGGAAUCCAGCGGACGAAGAGCGACAUGGGCGUGUUCCUUGCGCGGCGGGGCGACGAGUGA